AUGUCGCACGCUCAAUUCGACUACGCGUCGCCACAGAAUCCACACCAUAGCAAUGGCGGUGUUUUUAAUGAGGGCGCCAUGUAUGAAUCUAAGAAGAACAGGGAUGGUCGAGCGAGCAUCACCCACGGCGGCGAAGUUGCCAAUGCCGACGAGCUGCUCAAUGUCCUGGGCUAUCAGUCCGAGCUCGUUCGCUCACGGUCGACCUUCCAGGUAGCUUUCAUGUCCUUCGUCCUGGCCUCGGUACCGUACGGUUUGGCUACCACCCUCAUCUACCCCAUUGCAGGCGGUGGACCCGUUGCGGUCAUUUGGGGUUGGUGCGGUGUUUGCGCCAUCAUCGGAUGUCUCGCUGUCUCGCUUGGUGAGAUUACCUCCGUAUACCCUACAGCAGGUGGUGUCUACUAUCAAACAUUUAUGCUCUCACCGCCCAGUAUUCGCAGAAUCACUGCCUGGAUCUGUGGCUGGGCUUAUGCGCUUGGUAACAUCAUCAUCACCUUGUCCGUCAACUUUGGCACCACGCUCUUCUUCAUUGGCUGCAUCAACAUCUUCCAGGAUUCUGAAGGUAAUGGUAUCUGGGCUCCGGAGACGUAUCAAUACUACCUCCUGUUCCUUGCCAUCACUAUCACCUGCAACUUGAUCACUGCCCUUGGCAACAGAUUCCUGCCUCUGCUUGAUACCAUGGCCAUCUACAUGACUUUCGCCGGCGUCUUCGCGAUCCUCAUCUGUACACUUGCCAUCGCCAACAAUGGCCGCAACAGCGCUAGCUUCGCCUUCGGCAACUUUACAGCCUCAACUGGGUGGGUCGAUGGCUGGUCGUUCAUGAUCGGGCUUCUUCACGCUGCGUACGCCACGUCUGCGACCGGCAUGAUCCUCAGCAUGUGUGAAGAGACCCAGCACCCGGCCACCCAGGUUCCCAAGGCCAUGUGUGGCGCUUUGUUCCUCAACUGGCUCUGCGGCUUCCUCUUCCUGGUGCCUCUAAUGUUCGUCCUGCCGGCCCUCGAGGAUGUUAUCAAUGAUCCCAAUGCACAGCCUCUGCCUUUCAUUCUCCGAGAUGCCAUUGGUAACGAGGGCGGCGCGUUCGCACUUACAGUACCCAUCCUCGUACUCAGCAUCCUUUGCGGCACCGCCUGUACGACUGCCUCAUCCCGCUGCAUCUGGGCUUUCUCGCGCGACGGUGCGAUGCCCGGAUCUGGUAUCUGGAAGAAGGUCAACACCAAGCUCGAUAUGCCCUUGAAUGCCAUGCUUCUCUGCACGACCGUCGAAGUCUUGCUAGGCCUUAUCUACUUCGGGUCUACCGCGGCUUUCAAUGCCUUUUCUGGCUCUGGUGUGAUCUUCUUGACGAUCGCGUACGUUAUGCCUAUAGCAGUGAACCUGUUCACUGGCCGCAAGCAUCUAAAGGCUGGCGCCUGGAAUUUUGGCAUCAUCGGUCUGAUUUGCAACGUUGUUGCCGUCGCAUGGUCCAUCCUUAUUACCCCACUGUUUAGCUUCCCCUUCUUCAAUCCCGUGACCGCAGAGACCAUGAACUAUGCGUCGGUCGUGUUUGUGGGUGGUACCUUGGCUUCCAUCAUCUGGUAUCUCGUUUGGGGCCGGAAGCACUACAGAGGCCCUCCUACUCAGGAUGACGACAUUCUGCGGCGGCGUAGCUCUAUCAUUGAGCAAUGA
Cyphellophora europaea CBS 101466 is the source of this 1659-nucleotide messenger RNA. RefSeq lists its product as uncharacterized. The transcript has 3 exons. The coding region runs from base 1 to 1659 and encodes 552 amino acids. Gene Ontology annotation, molecular function: transmembrane transporter activity. The record is from RefSeq and is a predicted model, not a curated record. Gene Ontology annotation, cellular component: membrane. NCBI's taxonomy places the organism in Eukaryota, Fungi, Ascomycota, Eurotiomycetes, Chaetothyriales, Cyphellophoraceae. Gene Ontology annotation, biological process: transmembrane transport.